Hemibagrus wyckioides is the source of this 3098-nucleotide messenger RNA. Its product is annotated as calpain-3-like. Gene Ontology annotation, molecular function: calcium-dependent cysteine-type endopeptidase activity; calcium ion binding. The record is from RefSeq and is a predicted model, not a curated record. Gene Ontology annotation, cellular component: cytoplasm. Lineage: Eukaryota; Metazoa; Chordata; Actinopteri; Siluriformes; Bagridae. Bases 262 to 2322 code for a protein of 686 amino acids. The transcript has 21 exons. Gene Ontology annotation, biological process: proteolysis.
ACAAACCUGAGGGAAUUUGACAAGUCAGAAUUUGACUUGUCCAGUCUUGCUGAUUGUCUGCUUUUAAAAAACCUAAGGUUUGGAAGCUGUAUUAUUCUCAGGUAAAUGUGCAGAUAGGUGGAGCAUUGAGCCCAACCCUUGAACGCCUCAAGCAAAUAAAAAAAGAUAGGAGAUACCAACAAAAAGCAAGACUAACAAGACUAGAAGCGUGAGAUCUCGCUACCUUCUGCCACCAUACAUUAAGAAUAAAUAUAUUCUAAGAUGCCUGCUCCUGGUGUGUGCAUAAAUAUUAUAAAGGAGCGUCAGCAAAGUGAUGGCUUGGGGACAUUUACUAACCCAAAGAUGUUCCUGGGCCAGGACUAUGAGUUGCUGCGCCAGUAUUAUCUCAUCAGAAAGAGGAAAUAUAUUGAUGACAUGUUCCCCCCUGACAACACUUCCAUUGGAGAAAACUUGCUACAACCUGAUGAUUUGGCUAAAGUGGAAUGGAUAAGGCCAACGAAACUGGUGCCAAAUCCAAGUCUGAUUGUUGAUGGUGUGUCCAGGUUUGACUUUGCCCAGGGAGCAGUUGGAAACUGCUGGUUUCUAGCUGCAGUUGGUGCGCUUACGUUUCAGAAGCCCAUCAUGCAGAAGGUCUUUCCAGAUGGACAAUCAUUUGAGAAGGAUUACGUAGGAAUAUUUCACUUUAGGUUCUGGAGGUUUGGAAAAUGGGUUGAUGUUGUAAUCGAUGACAAACUGCCAACCAUUAAUGGACAACUGAUUUUUGUGCGCCCUAAAAUUCAAAGCUCCAGAAUUCCUGAGUUCUGGCCUGCACUGUUAGAAAAGGCAUAUGCCAAAGUGUGUGGGUCUUAUGAAGACAUGAAAUUUGGCUGGGUAUCUGAAGCCCUGAAGGACUUUACUGGUGGCGUGCACAUGACCAUAAACCCCAAAAAUGAGAACCCUCAAAAUCUGUGGGACUUGAUCAAUCGAGCAGCCAGAGCCAACUCUCUGAUGGGUUGUGGAACACCUGGAAAUGCAGUGUUUAAUGCACAGCAGGACAAUGGUCUAGUGGAGGGACAUGCCUACACUGUAACAGGAGUCACCAUGGUGACAAGCAAUGGCAAUCAGGUUCUGCUAGUAAGGCUCUUAAACCCCUGGGGACACAAAGAAUGGAAAGGAAACUGGUGUGAUGGAUCAGAAUUGUGGAUGACAGUCAGUGAAAAAGAACGCAACGAAUACACAAAUUUCGUAGAUGAUGGGGAGUUCUGGAUAUCAAUGGAGGAUUUCUGCAAAUGCUUCUCUCAGCUGGAUAUCUGCAACUACUCUCCUGCUUUUCUGGACGGCUCUUCUGAAAGCCACUGGAUCUAUUCAGUGCAUGAAGGCCGCUGGCUCGCAGGCAGCACAGCUGGUGGCCCCAUGCAUUUGAAUGACACUUUCUGGACCAAUCCUCAGUUUCCGGUCAGGAUCACUGAGAUUAACAAGUCCUGUGAAUCAGCAACAACCCAAGGGCCAAAUAUACUUGUGUCUGUCUUGCAAAAGCCUGAUAAGAGAAACAGACGUCUCACCAGAAAACUUCACCUGGGUUUCUGCAUUUUCAAGAAAACAUCACAGACGAAAGAUUCUAGAACGGCCUCCGCAGCUUCCUUCUUAAGCACCAUUAAUCUGGUGUUUGCCACCCAAGUGAUGCGUGAUGCACGUGAAAUAACAGAGUAUGUAAAGCUGGACCCAGGAGACUAUGUCAUCAUGCCAUUUACUUUUGAAUUCAAUAGAACUGCCUCCUUCAUUCUGGGCCUCUGUUCAAAGACAGAAACUCAUGCAGGAGAGCCCUUUAUGGUCUUCAGCUCUGACGGGAAAAUGCUGCGUCAAAUAUCUGAUCAUUAUCAGGAAGUGAAUGCGGAGCAGCUUCAGAGAUUUCUAAAUGAGAAAUAUAUUGGAGGUGGUCUGCAAAACACAGGAGGUUUCAGCUUGGAUGCUUGCCAGAGUAUUGUCGCUAUGAUGGAUGUCUCAGUUACUGGGACACUGAAUGCAUUUGAACUUAGCGAACUGUUGAAAAAAAUCGAUUUGUACAAGGAUAUCUUUUACCAUGUGGACAGCAACAGAGACGGCAUUCUGUCACUGAUGGAGCUUCGGAAUGCAGUAGAAGCCACAGGCUUUCGUAUUAGUGAUAAGUUGCUGGAACUUACAAAUCUACGCUUUGCUGACUCCACUGGUCGAAUCACUCUGGAGAGAUUCAUCUGUCUGGCUCUACGUCUAAGCUGCAUGUCUGAAAUAUUCAGUAAACUUACUGACAGAAAUUUCAUGCACCUCAAAGAGCAUGAGUGGCUGCAACUUACUAUGUACUCCUGAAGAAGUGGCAGGAACCAUGAGUACAGAGCAUUUCAACAGCAAACUUCAUAUUAUCGUAGCACUUACUUGGGUUGCUUUUGAAAAAUAUACCUAAUGGCGAUUUUUAAUUUAAUAAAGAGAAGCUUAAAAUAUGGCACAUUACUAUGUCUAUGUUUGCUACAUGUUGGGGCAAGCGGUUAUAAUACACAGCUUUGUUUUGUUGGUACUUGUACUUAAGUAUGUAAUUAUGCUUGUGAAUGUUAUCUAGUCGGUGAUUUGCCAACUUGUCAGCUUGUCUGCUCACAGCAAAUGCCAGGUUGUUUUUUUUCCCACUGCACAUACAAUGCGGGAUUAUACAAUGUUGACAGCAUUUAAAUAGAAAAAUAAAACGUUAAAGGUCAGACCACACCUCUUCAACUAUUGUGCAAGGUUUUCUCUGUAUUGCUUUAUAGCAGCAUGAGGCUGCCAUCUAUUGGAACUGAGCACAGCUUUCAACCUCCUUAUCUAUGAAUUCAGCAAAUCAGACCCUAAAUCAACUGAAAACCCCACAAUGUUCACUGGUUUUACCUCAUCAAAUUUUCUGUAUGUACAAGAGGUUGGAGAAUACCCUGAAUUUUGAAUGGUGCCUAAAUGCAGAGACUGCUGAUAGGAUGAUAGGAUAGAAUAUCAGAGUGUUUUCUCAGCAUAUCUGUUUUAAUCUUAUAUCUUCUGUCUAUAAGAUCAUGGCUUUUCUCUCAUCUCUUACUAGAUGAAAAACAAACCAAAAAAUAAAACCAUAAAUAAAUAACUCAAUUUCA